UACAGCUUGAGUUAAGACUAUGUUAGUAAUCUUACAUGCCACAUCUUAGCUUUAAGAAUCUUUAUUUCCCCGUGUUAGACAGGGUCCAAUAACAAUGCUUUUGUAUUUGCGACCAGUUUGGCCCAAUAGGAAACAGCUUGUAAAAUAUGCCUUGUGUUCUUGUAAUAAUAUCUUUCGCGAUAUUCUUGUUACAGAAAAGUAAUAAAAAAAUUGAAGUUUUAUGUUUUGAUUUUUCCAUUUAUCAGCACAACAACGCUCAUGUUCCUCACCCCAUCCCACUCCAUGCAAUUUUACUCAAACCUCAUUUUUCUGAAACGCAAAUUAUCCUUCGUUUACUUCAAUGUUCUAAGGGAAGAGUCAUUUUUCACACUUUUAUCACAUUUCUGCUACUUAUUUUAGACAACAGCAGACUGGUAUGAUUACAGAGACAGGUGAAGAAGAAGCAAGUGAGUCUGGUAUGGUUUCUUUUCUUAGAUUCCCUAAGUCCAGUACCUUGUCUAUCACAGGCACUAAGUUUGAAUUAGUUUUUUUAAUGUUAGAAGUGUUGAACUUGUUAGGUAAUUUUUUUAACUUUUAACAAUUUCUUUUUUUUUUUUUUUUUUUUUACUUUGCUACAAAACGAUUUUAAAACUUGUAUUUUAGUUUCAUCAAGGUCCCAAAGGUUUCAAAAUGAGAGAAGAAGUAGCUUUUCAGAUACCAUGGUGAUCAUGUUGGAUUACAAACAAAAAGUAUUAUCUAGCGUUGGAUGUGCAGUGUGUUCAGUAGCGUUCCUUCUCAUCGAAGUAUUCAGCAUUGCAAUAGGCGUUGCAUUUAAAGAUGAUUGUCCCGCAGAAAACCGUUUGCCAGGAUUUUUGGUUAUAUUUGGAAUUGUUAGUGUAACUCGUCAAUUCUUACCUUUAUAUGAUCCAAUCAAAAGACUUUUCGAAGGCUUUAUAGUGCUUUGGUUUAUACUGGAAAACUCUUGGUUAUACCAUUCAUUUAAACCAUCGUUGACGAACUCCUCACAGACAUCACACUGCAAUGAAAUUCUGUACUUUUUCACAUUUUGGGUGAUUUGUAUGACGUGGUUAGGAAUUUUUGUAGUAAUAAUUCUCCCAGUUUGUUUACUCUGUGGAAUAAUAAUAAGAAAAGUGAAAAACACGUCAGUUUGAUUAGGCCUGAUUAUGUAACACAUCAUACUAUGUGUAACGUCUUCAAGCUUCAGUCAGUGUUUUAAUCUUCUUUGUAUCAAAAACCGCAAAAUUCCGUGAAUUCGCGCCAAAAUUGCUUAUCUUAAGGUAUAGCUAGACAGGUAUAUAUUUCACCGUUAUUAUAAAUGUUUCAGGUUAAGUUUUCUUUAAAUAUAUACAAAAAUCACCAUGCCCGGUUUUUUAAGCAAAAGAUAGAGAGUUGAAAUAAUAUUAAAUAUAAAUAUCAAAUAUAGUAAAGAAAUAUUCCAACUAUAUUGAUUAAAAAUGACUAGUAUAAUCUACAAAAAUCUAUAAGAUAUAUAAGAAUGUGUAUGUAACAAUAUUUACAAAUGUGUAAGUUUAGUCAGUAAUAAUUUUGCUUUUAC
Messenger RNA from Hydractinia symbiolongicarpus, 1555 nucleotides. RefSeq lists its product as uncharacterized. The coding region runs from base 699 to 1151 and encodes 150 amino acids. NCBI's taxonomy places the organism in Eukaryota, Metazoa, Cnidaria, Hydrozoa, Anthoathecata, Hydractiniidae. The record is from RefSeq and is a predicted model, not a curated record. The transcript has 3 exons.